GUGGUGGUGGGGGUUCCGAGGUGAUCUCCCCGUGGGACUAGAGACUUGGUGGAGGGUGGCGACAUUCCUUUUCCUGCAUCUACUCUUCCUUGAACCUGGUGCAGGUGCCUUUCAGCUGCGCAGAAAGUGUGCCUCGUGCCUGCCCAGAGGAGGCCUCUGCUCAAAACCUUCUACUUCCAGACUUCAGUUUCCUGCAGAGGAGAAUUGAGUCGGGGAGCAGGCCUAGUCCUCAGCUCUGGCUCUCUGCCUCACCACACGCUCAUGUGCUCUCCCGGCUGCCACUAAGCAGUGUCAUGAGUCUGGGCCAGUCUGGGCUGCCAUCUGCAGGGCAUCGCACCUAACCAUGUGGCUGCCCCUGCUUCUCGGUGCCUUGCUGUGGGCAGUGCUGUGGUUGCUCAGAGACCGGCAGAGACUGCCUGCCAGCCACGCUUUCAUAUUCAUCACUGGCUGUGACUCAGGCUUUGGGCGCCUCCUGGCACUGCAACUUGACCAGAAAGGCUUCCAAGUCCUGGCCGGCUGCCUGACCCCCUCUGGGGCAGAAGACCUACAGCAGAUGGCCUCCCCCCGCCUCCACACAACAGUGCUGGAUAUCACUGACCCCCAGAAUGUCCAGCAGGUUGCCAAGUGGGUGAAGACGCACGUUGGAGAAACUGGGCUCUUUGGCCUGGUGAAUAAUGCUGGUGUGGCUGGUGUCAUCGGACCUACGCCGUGGCUGACACGGGACGAUUUCCAGCACGUGCUGAACGUGAACACACUGGGUCCCAUUGGGGUCACUCUUGCCCUGCUGCCCCUGCUACAACAGGCCCGGGGCCGGGUGGUCAACAUCACCAGCGUCCUGGGUCGUCUCGCAGCCAAUGGCGGGGGCUACUGUGUCUCCAAGUUUGGCCUGGAGGCCUUCUCUGACAGCCUGAGGCGGGACAUGGCUCCAUUUGGAGUACGAGUCUCCACUGUGGAGCCUGGCUUCUUCCGAACCCCUGUGACCAACCUGGAGAGUCUGGAGAACACCCUGAAGGCUUGCUGGGCCCAGCUACCACCGGCUACACAGGCCCGCUAUGGGGAAGCCUUCCUCACUUCUUAUCUCCAGGUGCAGCGCCGCAUCAUGAACCUGAUCUGUGACCCAGACCUGACUAAGGUGACCAGCUGCCUGGAGCAUGCCCUGACAGCUCGUCACCCCCGAACCCGCUACAGCCCAGGCUGGGACGCCAAGCUGCUCUGGCUGCCUGCCUCCUACCUUCCGGCCAGCCUGGUGGACGCUGUGCUCACCUGGGUCCUUCCCCGGCCUGCCCAGGCAAUUGACUGACGCCAGCUCUCCACUCUGUCUGUCUCCACUCUGGUGCUGCCCCGUUCCUGGCACGGAGUCGGCUCUCAAUAAAUACGUAUUGCUUUAAAA
Peromyscus maniculatus bairdii (prairie deer mouse) is the source of this 1390-nucleotide messenger RNA. RefSeq names its product retinol dehydrogenase 5 (gene Rdh5). Gene Ontology annotation, cellular component: intracellular membrane-bounded organelle. The record is from RefSeq and is a predicted model, not a curated record. Gene Ontology annotation, molecular function: all-trans-retinol dehydrogenase (NAD+) activity. Gene Ontology annotation, biological process: steroid metabolic process; retinoid metabolic process. Lineage: Eukaryota; Metazoa; Chordata; Mammalia; Rodentia; Cricetidae.